CCCGUGAAGGCAGCAUUAGAUCUGAUUUAGUUUGUUCCAAAUCCUCGGUUCAACUGCCCGGGAAGGAGGAGGGACACUAAUUGGAUAAACGUCCAGGAACAUACGGUGGGUGGGAUCGCUUUGGGGCUGGUUCUGGAUAUUUUCUUUGCUCUACAGAACAAGUUAGGUUAGCUCAACGAGAGACCGAGGACAAGCGGGAGCAGGUGCUUGUGGAUGGCGAUAAAAAAAAAAAAAAACAGAGGAAAACUCUCCAGAUUCCCGACACGACUGAUUGUGUUGACUGCGGCUGUAUUGAUAAAAUAUAAGGGUGACUUAGUUUAGAACUACUAAUUUACCUCGAAGGGGCUUCGGGAAUAUUCCUUACGGAUUUUGGGAUUCUAGAGUAAGUUAAUCUUAAGGGAGAGCGAGCGAGAGCGGCGUCCCGUCCCGAUUCUCUGCACUCCAACAUGGAGAAAGUGAGCCUCCAGGACAUCUCGCCUCAACUUAACUGUGUGUCGAUUCGCUUGUGAACUUUUUGGUUUUGGAGAGGGAAAACGCGUCGACGUGCAAAUGCUGGAAUCCUAGCUCAGUUUUUGUUGUACUGGAGCGAAAGCGGCAACGGGGACGCAAAUCAACGAGACACGAUCCACCAUGGACCAGAGUACGGCUAAAGACAGAGUGGACAGAAUUGAUCCGUAUGGCUUCGAGCGCUCGGAGGACUUUGAUUUUGAAUCCUACGAGGAGCUCAUGUCCGAGUAUCUCAUCAUCUGCACCCGACGCUCCAUCAAGUGGUCCAGACUGCUGAAAGAUACUGGCAAGGUGCAAAGGACUGUAAAACUAAAGCGCUACGUACGCAAGGGGAUCCCCAAUGAGCACCGCGCUUUUAUCUGGAUGACGGCCAGCGGCGCUCAAGAGCAGCUGGAGAAGAACCCAGGAUACUACCAGUCCAUGCUGGUGACCCACAAUGACUCCAAACUGGUGGAGACCAUCAGGACAGACUUGAACAGAACGUUCCCAGACAACGUCCUGUUCCGCAAGUCUUCUGACCCGUGUCUGCAGAAAUCUCUGUUCAAUGUGCUGCUGGCCUAUGGCUACCAUAACCCAUCGGUGGGCUACUGCCAGGGCAUGAACUUUAUUGCUGGUUAUUUACUGAUUAUCACUAAAGAUGAAGAAAAGUCUUUCUGGCUGAUGGAUGCACUGAUUGGGAGAAUUUUGCCAGAUUACUACAGUCCUGCUAUGCUGGGACUGAAGACGGACCAGGAGGUGCUGGGGGAGCUGGUGAAACUCAAAAUCCCCCGAGUGUGGCAGGUGAUGGUGAAACACAAUGUGAUGUGGACACUGGUGGUCUCUCGCUGGUUCAUCUGUCUUUACAUUGACAUUUUGCCUGUGGAGACCGUUAUGCGGAUUUGGGAUUGCCUUUUUUACGAAGGUUCAAAAAUCCUGUUCCGUGUAGCUCUUACGCUGAUCCAUCACAACCAGGCUCUGAUCGAACAGGCCAAAUCCCUGCCAGACGUCUGUCAGGCCUUCAAAGACCUCACGCAGGGACCAUUUGUUGAAGAUUGCCACCCUUUCAUGCAGAAAAUCUUCACUGAACCGGGAAGUCUCUCCAUGGCAACCCUGACCAAGCUCCGUGCGACGUGUCGUGGUCGACUCGCCGAAGGAGAAUCCUGACCUGGACUUCCAAGAACGUCCGCCGAUGCAUUCCAGAAGGGUGGAGCUCCCAGUAGCUCGUUUACACCCGAGUCACUUUACACUGAACUUUGUCUUAAAGCAUAAACUGAGACAAUCAAAGCUGACAUGUUGUGCUUUAUGACCCGAUGAUUCCAUUUCAUGCCAUGAAAUUUGUCUUAAGUGAAGUUUCAGAUUUUUGCACUUUAAUCCAGGAUGGCAAAAGCUAAAUAGAAAAACCUGAAUGAAAACAAUGUUGUUCCCUUAAAGCACAGCCCAGGAAUAAAAAUGUCCACUGUAUAUCACAUCUUUGUCAAAAAUUUAAACACUUUUUGUUUUUUAGGUGAAAAGUUGAAUGAUGAAAUGUAUUGAUUAAAUAUUUUGAGGUGUUCAUGUUAAAACUAAUCAUUUAAGCGAAACUGUCCAUUACUGGAGAUGUGAGCUUAGUUUAUACAAUGUAUUUAAAUCAAGUUACCUUGGUGAUCCAAUACAAGCACAACCGAAA
Messenger RNA from Poecilia latipinna (sailfin molly), 2152 nucleotides. RefSeq names its product growth hormone regulated TBC protein 1a (gene grtp1a). Gene Ontology annotation, molecular function: small GTPase binding; GTPase activator activity. The record is from RefSeq and is a predicted model, not a curated record. Gene Ontology annotation, biological process: regulation of GTPase activity. The transcript is spliced from 8 exons. The coding region runs from base 631 to 1650 and encodes 339 amino acids. Lineage: Eukaryota; Metazoa; Chordata; Actinopteri; Cyprinodontiformes; Poeciliidae.